This is a messenger RNA of Penicillium daleae, 474 nucleotides long. Its product is annotated as putative GPI anchored cell wall protein. NCBI's taxonomy places the organism in Eukaryota, Fungi, Ascomycota, Eurotiomycetes, Eurotiales, Aspergillaceae. The transcript is spliced from 3 exons. The coding region runs from base 1 to 474 and encodes 157 amino acids. The record is from RefSeq and is a predicted model, not a curated record.
AUGUUCUUCAACAAGUCUACCCUCGCCCUGGCCUUCGUGGCCUUGGCCAACCUCGUCUCUGCUGGCCAGACUCCUGCCUGUCUUCUGUCGGUUAUCGGUGCCUCGUCCAACCCCGCCGACCUGGCUACCCUGUGCGGCUCCGACAUGAAGAACAUCGAAUCCCAGAUCGCGAACAAGUGCGGAGACAAUACCCAGUCGGCCCUGAAGUUCUACGCCAACACCUGCAACGCCGCUGGUCACAAAGUUGACAUCUCUAGCGUCACUGCCACUUCCUCGGGCUUCGUUACUGCCACCGCGACCUCUGGCUCCGCCACUGGCUCCGUUGGUACUUCUCCUACUGGCUCUAGCGCUAGCGGUAGUGCCUCUGGCUCUGCUUCUACCCCCAAGGCUACCGCCAACGCUGCGGCCGGUCUCCAGUUCCAGGGCACUGCUCUUGCUGCUGCGGUGUUCGUCGGUGCCGCCGCACUGCUGUAA